This is a messenger RNA of Epinephelus fuscoguttatus (brown-marbled grouper), 2134 nucleotides long. RefSeq names its product TEA domain family member 3 b (gene tead3b). Gene Ontology annotation, biological process: embryonic organ development; hippo signaling; regulation of transcription by RNA polymerase II. Lineage: Eukaryota; Metazoa; Chordata; Actinopteri; Perciformes; Serranidae. Gene Ontology annotation, cellular component: transcription regulator complex. Gene Ontology annotation, molecular function: DNA-binding transcription factor activity, RNA polymerase II-specific; RNA polymerase II cis-regulatory region sequence-specific DNA binding. The transcript has 14 exons. The coding region runs from base 229 to 1449 and encodes 406 amino acids. The record is from RefSeq and is a predicted model, not a curated record.
UUUUGGGGCUCGGGGUCGGGCCCAGGGGGAGCCGCCACCAUUGCGUCCAACGAGUGGAGCGCCAACGGUAGCCCAGAAGAUGGGCUGGACGGGGACAACGAGGACAAGACCAUUGACGGAGACGCCGAGGGCGUGUGGAGCCCAGACAUCGAGCAGAGCUUCCAGGAGGCCCUCGCCAUCUACCCUCCCUGCGGCAGGAGGAAAAUCAUCCUGUCAGAUGAGGGCAAGAUGUAUGGUCGCAAUGAAUUGAUAGCAAGGUACAUCAAGCUGAGGACGGGCAAAACCCGCACAAGAAAACAGGUGUCUAGUCACAUACAGGUGUUAGCACGGAAGAAAGUUCGUGAAUACCAGGCGGGUAUAAAGGUUUCUAGCCACUUGCAGGUUCUCGCCCGGAGAAAAUCUCGCGAGAUCCAGUCAAAGCUAAAGGCGAUGAAUUUGGAUCAGGCGUCUAAAGACAAAGCCCUGCAGAACAUGGCAGCACUGUCGUCUGCACAGAUCGUCUCCCCGAGUAUGAUAAAGAAUCACCUUCCACCACUGCCUCCUGCCCCCUACCAACCACCCAGAUUCUGGCCUGCUAUCCCAGGACAGCCUGGACCCUCUCAGGAGCUGGUUCUAGAUCUCAACCCGGGAAGGACUCCUGGGCUUUGCCGCACCAGCCAUGCCAUCAAACCUUUUGCACAGCCCCCGUUCACAAGCCUAUCAGGUCCUGUACCACAGCCCAUACCAAGUUAUGAGCCCUUGGCGCCUCCUCCUCCUCCAUCUGCUACUGCAGUGCCAGUGUGGCAGGACCGGACCAUCGCCUCCUCUAAGCUGCGGAUGCUGGAGUACUCGGCCUUCAUGGAGGUCCAGAGAGACCCAGACAACUACAGCAAACACCUGUUCGUCCACAUUGGACAGACGAACCCCUCGUACAGCGACCCGCUCCUCGAGGCCGUGGACAUCCGGCAGAUCUACGACAAGUUCCCUGAGAAGAAGGGCGGGCUCAAAGAGCUCUAUGAGAAAGGCCCUCAGAAUGCUUUCUUCCUCGUGAAAUUCUGGGCGGACCUGAACAGCAGCGGCAUGCAGGACGGUCCCGGCUCUUUCUACGGCGUCAGCAGCCAGUACAGCAGCCUCGAGAACAUGACGAUCACUGUUUCAACCAAAGUCUGCUCGUUUGGGAAGCAGGUUGUCGAGAAAGUUGAGACAGAAUACGCCCGCCUGGAGGGAGGAAAGUGUGUUUACAGGAUCCACCGCUCUCCGAUGUGCGAGUACAUGAUCAACUUUAUCCACAAACUCAAACACUUGCCUGAAAAAUACAUGAUGAACAGUGUUCUUGAAAACUUCACUAUCCUACAGGUGGUGACGAACCGCGACACCCAGGAGACCUUGCUCUGUAUAGCGUUUGUUUUUGAGGUUUCCACGAGUGAACACGGAGCUCAGUAUCACGUCUACAGACUUGUUAAAGACUAACAGCUCUUCAGGGAGGUUUUUUUGGAAAAGCCAGACGAAAGCGUGACACAAUCUCUCUUCGACCAGCUCAACCAUCCAGGAAACAAAAAACAACAACAACAACAACAACAAGACAAACAUUCAGACAGUGCUAGACCGAACUAACACGGACACAUUUUUAUGCUUUAAAAACAAGUCUCGUUUGCAAGGAAAUAAAAAGAAUCUCAACGUGCUGACACAGCAAAGAAAUUUUUGAAGAAUUACUGAUUUUUCAAACAACCAGUUAUUUUCCAUGUGUUUAAACAUGCUUUAGAUGAAGUGGGUCACUUUAGCCGAGGUAAUCGAUGGAGCCUGAAAUGUUUUACUGAGGGAACGAGAAUGUGUUUAGGGUUGAAAGGACUCUUAGAGCAUCGGCGGAGGAUCACGCUCCGAGCAAUAAGAGAAGUGUACAUACAGAUUAAAGAAGUAGAGAGAACAGGACCACGGAAGGGGGGAAACCAGAGCCAAGUGGUGUUGUUGCAGUAGGUGUGUUAGGAAAGCAAGUGCCUUUUCUCCAAAGAUUAUAUCAUUGCCUGCCACUUUGGAUCGCCUUUUUUUUUUACUACCUCUUGUUUUUAAAUGAACAGAAAAAAGACAUGUAUUUUGUCCAAAAAAUUGGAAAGAAGCGCCUCAGAUUGACAUCUUCAGAGGCGUUUUUUUUGUAUUU